UGAGUAAACAGUGCUUGCUGGGAAAAGGCGAGCGGCGGCUGCAUCCGGGUCCCGCGGGGCUGCAGCCGAGAGAACCCGGUCCCAUUCGCCCGCCGUGGGGGGAAGCCGACAUGACGACCCCGAGACCCAGCCCCCUCGCGCCGCUCCUGGAGACGCUGGAGGACCCUUCCGCCUCCUCCGGAGCGCAGACCGACGCGUACCUGACCCUGACCAGUCGUAUGACUGGAGAAGAUGGAAAAGAAAUCAUUGUACACAUGGAGAAAAACCUUCCUCGGCUGUGCGAAGUUUUAAAGGCUCACAUUUCCAGUCAAAACUCAGAGCUGAGUUGUGCUGCUCUUCAGGCCUUGGGGUUUUGUUUCCAUAAUCCCAAAAUUACCAUUGGGUUAUCAGAGGAAAAUACUAAGGAACUACUUUUAAGAGUGAAUGAGGUUAUUAAGAAUUCAGACAAAAAUGUAUGUACCCGAGCACUUUGGUUAUUAGCCAAACAGAUGAUUUCCACUGAGAUUAUUGGCAAAUUGGUAUCCAGUAUAAUUGAUGCACUAGAAAUACUGUUUAAUAAAGGAGAGCAGCAUUCUGCUGUUGUUGUUUAUGAAGCAUUAAAUGUUAUUAUAAGGCUAAUAGAACAAGCACCAGUUCAAAUGGGCGAAGAAGCAGUGAGAUGGGCAAAAUUGGUCAUCCCAUUACUGGUUCACUCAGCACAGAGGAUCCAUUUACGGGGAGCCACUGCUUUGGAGAUGGGAAUGCCACUGUUGCUUCAGAAACAACAAGAAGUAGCAUCUAUUACAGAGCAGCUUAUGACUACUAAAUUGAUCUCAGAACUCCAAAAACUAUUUCUGAACAAAAAUGAGACCUAUGUAUUAAAAUUAUGGCCUUUGUUUGUCAAACUUCUUGGAAAGACCCUGCAUCGAAGUGGGAGUUUCAUCAAUUCUUUGUUACAGCUGGAAGAACUGGGAUUUCGUAGUGGAACACCCAUGGUGAAAAAAAUUGCUUUUAUUGCUUGGAAGAGCUUAAUAGAUAAUUUUGCUUUAAAUCCAGAUAUACUGUGUAGUGCAAAAAGACUCAAGUUAUUGAUGCAGCCUUUGAGUUCCAUCCAUGUGAAAACAGAAGCUCUGGCAUUAACAAAACUAGAAGUCUGGUGGUACUUAAUGAAGAGACUUGGAUCAUAUCUUCCUGCUAAUUUUGAACAGGUUUGUGUGCCCCUGAUUCAGAGUACAAUCAUUGAUAAUAAUGCUUCACCUAGAAGCAGUUCAUCUCGUUUACCCACUUCUCCAAAUUUAACUCCUAUGACUCCUGUACACAAAGGUGCUUCCCCGUAUGGAGGUCCUGCAACUCCACGUUCAAGUUCCAGUUCCAGUUCAAGUGGAAUGUCCACAAUAUCUUCCAUUCAACUUUUGGGACUAGAAAUGUUGCUUCACUUUUUGUUAGGUCCAGAAGUCUUGAGUUUUGCCAAGCAACAGAAACUUGUAUUGAACUUAGAGCCACUUGAACAUCCGUUAAUCAGCAGUCCUUCUUUUUUUUCCAAACAUGCACAUAUCCUCAUCACUGCUGUUCAUGAUAGCUUUGUUGCAGUUGGAAAAGAUGGUUCAGAUGCAGUGGUCAGUGCUAUCUGGAAGGAGCUAAUUACCUUGGUGAAGUCUGUGACUGAGUCAGGUAACAAAAAAGAGAGGCCAGGUUCUGAAGUUUUAACCCUAAUACUAAAAUCUUUGGAAAGUAUAGUGAAAUCAGAAGUAUUUCUUGCAUCAAAAACACUAGUCCUCAUGGAAAUUACAAUUAAAGAACUUCCUCAGAAAGUAUUAGGUUCACCUGCAUAUCAAGUUGCUAAUAUGGAUAUUCUUAAUGGAACUCCAGCUUUGUUCUUAAUUCAGUUAUUUUUCAACAAUAACCUUUUGGAAUGUGGUAUAGCAGAUGAAAGGUUUUUCCUCAAUCUGGAAACACUUGUAGGCUGUGUGCUUUCUGGUCCAACAUCACCACUAGCUUUCAGUGAUUCUGUAUUAAAUGUUAUUAACCAAAAUGCAAAGCAGUUGGAAAACAAGGAGCAUCUUUGGAGAAUGUGGAGUAUUAUAGUUACCCCAUUAACUGAAAUGAUCAAUCAGACCAAUGAAGUAAAUCAAGGUGAUGCCUUAGAACACAAUUUUAGUGCCAUCUAUUCUGCUUUGAUUUUGCCAAUAAAUCAUGUUUUUUCAGAACAGAAUUUUCCCACAGUCACCAUGAAGACAUUACUUAGAACUUGGUCAGAAUUAUACAAAGCAUUUGCUCGUUGUGCUGCUUUGGUGGCAACAGCAGAAGAGAAUUUAUGCUGUGAAGAACUUUCUUCCAAGAUACUGUCUAUUUUGGAAGAUGACAUCCUUUUGAAUGUGAUCUUCUUGGACAGGAUUGUACAUAUUAUUACUGUGAUGGUUAAUUGCAUUGACUUUUCACCAUAUAAUAAUAAAUAUCAACCUCAAAUUAAGUCACCACAGAGAUCUUCAGAUUGGUCCAAAAAGAAGAAAGAACCUCUAGGGAAAUUAGCUUCAUUGUUUAAGAUGCUUGUGAGAAUUAUGUGUUCUUUCCAUACUCUGAGCUUCAAGGAAGGACAUUCUGAUACAUUGCUUGCGAUUGGAAACUCAAUCAUCAGCAUUCUUUCCAAUGUACUUGGACAUAUUUCUCUGCCUUCUGUGAUUCGGAAUAUGUUUGCAACUUUAAUAAGACCUGUGGCAUUAUUUUAUGAAAAUUCAAAGCUUGAUGAAGCUCCUAAAGUAUAUAGUUGUCUGAACAACAAGUUGGAAAAGUUACUAGGAGAAAUUAUUACUUGUCUACAGUUCAGCUACACUGGAACUUAUGAUACUGAACUUCUUGAACAGCUUUCCCCACUGCUGUGUGUCUUAUUUCUGCAUAAGAAUAAACAGAUUCGGAAACAAAGUGCUCUGUUUUGGAAUGCCACCUUUGCUAAAGUGACAGGGUUGAUUUAUCCUGAGGAAUUGAAACCAAUAUUAAGAGAAGCCAAACCAAAACUUCUGCUUCUGUUGCCUGGUUUGGAAACAGUUGAAAUAAUGGAAGAAUCCAGUGGACCAUAUUCAGAUACAGCAGGAAAUUCACAAUUAAAUGUGAAGAUAAGUGGCAUGGAAAGAAAAUCAAGUGGAAAAAGAGACUCCUUUUUGGCACAAACAAAGGAUAAAAAAGAAAAUAUCAAACCAUCAGCCAAACUGAAACUUGAAUCUUCAUCUGCAAAAGUAAGAAGUGGAAUGCUUUUAGAAGAAGAAAAGUCUACUGACUUCGUUUUUUUUCCCCCAGAAGAAAAACAGGGAAAGGAAAGAAUACUAACUGAACAUCAAAAAGAAGUACUCAAAACAAAGAGGUACGAUAUUCCUACCAUGUAUAAUAAUCUGGAUGUUUCACAAGAUACCUUAUUUUCCACUCAAUUUAGUCAAGAAGACUCGAUGCUAACACCUACCUUAACAGAAAUAUCAACGGAAGAUCCGAAGAUGAUAAAGGAGGAGAAAGUGAAAAUGGAGAGUAAAGUUGUCACAGAAAACUGUGGUAUAGGCGAACAUCUCCAAAAGGCUUCUUUGUGUGUUCCUGAAACAAACCCAGAAAUACUGAGUAAUAAUAAUGAUGACAGAGAAAUCACUUCCAUUUCAUCAAAGAAGACUUCAACUGAAUGUACACCUAGCGUGGAAAACUCAUUUGUUGUCAGCAGUAACUCAGUUUCUAAUUCCACUAUUUCUGGGACGCUCCCUCAGCCUACAAGUAGGAGGCAGACAUUUAUCACAUUGGAGAAGUUUGAUGUUUCAGGAAAUAGACCUUUUAGUCCAUCAGCUUUAAAUAAUAUUUCAUCAACUGUUGUAGUGAAAACUAACCAGGAAAACAUGAGUAAAACAGACACUCCACCAAAAACAAAGAAAAGAGAAGUAACUAAUUCUCAGUCUGAUACUGAAAAAAUAGUGAAUGGAAUUAAGAGAUUAGGCCGGAGAUCUAGUAAAGUGGAACCGUCAGAGAAUAAAAGAUCUGAUCCCUUAGUAAGAACUCAACCAGAGGAACAUACUCAGGAAUCUACCAAAGGCCUGGUAACCUUAGAAAAUAACUUGUCCAAUGUGGUUAAUUCAACAGGGUGUAUGUCAGGUAGCCCAGUUCAUUCUCCUGAAUCUACAGUGGAGUAUGAAGAUACAAAAUCUAAGCCAAUAACAGAAAAUACUAUAUUGGAAAAUAGUACUACAACAGGAAGUACUAUAUUGGAAAACAAUACUACAGAAGAGAAAAACAUAGGGGUAAAUUUAGAAUCCAAAGAAAAUACACCACCUGCAGUAAUACCAUCAGAUCAAAUGGGAAAUGAAGAUAAUCAGGUUCAGAUAGCUCAAAAUCCAAAAAUCCUUAGACGAUCUUCAAGGCUUCGUUCCGAAACAGUGGAGUCUAUAAUUGAUAGCCAAGAUAAAGAAAAUAGUCUUCAAAAAAAGGAAAGACAUAAGGAAGAAGAAAAAACAGUUCCGAAGAAUCCAGCGCAAAUAAAAGAGGAUACGUUACAUAAAGAAAAACUGACUUCUGAACAAACUGUACAGGAGAAUCUAAUUGAGAAUGGUGAUUUACAUGAGAGUACUUGUGAAACCAGUGCUAAUGCUGAAAUUGACCAAAAUAAAAGAAAACAAGAUCUUGUGAAUAAUAGUACUGAGGGGCAUGGUAGCCAAGACACUGUAGACAAAUCAUUUGAGAAGCCUUUAAGGGGACGAACACGUUACCAAACAAGAAGAGCAUCUCAGGGGUUGCUUUCUAGCAUUGAAAACUCAGAAUCUGAUAGUUCUGAGGCAAAAGAUGAAAGUUGUAGAAAGAGGAGAUCUGGAAAAUGGAAAAACAAAAACAGUGACAGUGUUGACUUAGAAGAACAAGAAGAAAGAAUAGAAGAGGACAGCUUAAAAAUUGAAAAUCAGUUGCAUGAUCAUAAACCUGUUUCUGUAGCAGACAUAGAAAUAAAAUCCCAGGUUUGUGAAAAAGAUACAAGUAGUACUGUAACACUCCAGGAUUCUACAGUAGCUUCAGAUUUAUUGCAAGUUUCUAAUGACACACCAAAUAAACAUGAAGGAAAAAGUAAAAAUGGCAAAUCUGCAAAACUCUCCCUUGCAAGUCCAUCUAUACCAGAAUCACCUCUAAGGACUAGAAAUGCCAGUAAAAAAUUACAUAAGCAAGAUUCUGAUACUAGUAUGAAAGAAUGCUCAAAAACAGAGACUUCAAACAUGUCUGUGAUUUCCAAAAAGAUUGUCUCAAAACUUGAAUGCCACCAUAAGAGAAGUCGGAGGGUGAGGAGAUGUAAAGCUUGUGACUGCUGUGGGGAAAAACCACAACCUCAGGAAAAAUCACUCAUUGAAUUAGAGAACACAGAAAAUUACGGUACGAAGAUUGAAACAACAAAACCCGAUGUCCACACACCUGAGACUAGAACAGAAGCAGAGACUAGAACAGAAACCUCUAAUACGUGUGAAGUAAGAAUUUUAGAUGAGCAUCCCCGUGUGAAUUUUCAUUUCAGUCUUGAAGAGGAGAAUGGUACUAUUAAGGAUUCAUUGAUUGUGUCUGAAACAAACUUGGAAGAAAGUGCUCAUAAAGUUGUCCCUUCUGAAACCUCAAAUAAGGAAGAAGUAACUCCCCACAUAGAUUCUAGGGAAGCAGUAUCUCCAAGCAAAGAGCCAUCUAAUAAAAGAUUUAAGGGCAUGGACCCAUGUUUAGAUGAUGACAAGGAUAUUUUACAGGAAAAUUCUUUAGAUGCUCAAAACCCAGAAACUUCCCCCAAAAGAGAACUGAGUGAUAUAAAUGAUGACAGAAUUACGUGCACAGGAAUAGCAGAACCCAGUGCAGAGGAAGUAGAAGCUAUGGAAGUGAGUAGUAUAGAAGAAGAUAAAAUUGAAUCUAGCUACUUGGAAAAAGAGAGUGCCAAAAUUGAUACUCCUGAAUACGAGGCAACAGAAGAAAAUAAAAGUGGUGAACCCAAAGCAGAUAGAUUGGAAGAACUGAGUGUUGCAAAAGCAGUGGCUGAGGAUUUAAAUUCAUGUAUUGGUCUUUCUGAAAAUACCACACCUGAAAAUAUGAAUACCCAUACUGGGAUUUCUGACCAAAUAGAAGGGAAGCAAAGUAGGAAUAAUGUAUCUGAUUCAUGUUUGGAAUCUGAAGAAAUUAAUGUUGAAGAGAAUGAGGGAAAAAUGAUGGGUCAGGUAAAUACUGAAAUUCAUGGUGUCAAGGAAACAGAGGACAAGGACUUGACUCAAGAAUCCUCUCCAUCAAAAGAAGCUGAAACCGAAAGAUUAAACACAGAGCCUGACAACUUUAUUCCUAACACAGUUGAAAUGAGCGUGGAAGAAGGAAACAUUGCCUCAAAUGAAACUGAAACAAUUGAAACAGGUACUGAGCUUAAUAAAUGUGAGGAAACAAAAUUGGAAGACAAUCAGCUGGAAGUAGGAAAUGAUACUUUGCAAGAAGUUUACAUUUCAGAGAAAGUGAAGGAGCCCUCACAAUCUUCACCUGAAAUAACUGUCUCUGAAUUGAUAACACAAAACAACGUGUCUCCUGAAAAACAAAAGGAAUUUGAUCAUUUACUCGUGUCAGCCAACGAAAGCCCUACUGGUGUGCAGACACGCUGUGUCUGGUCUCCUUUAGCUUCUCCAUCCACUAGCAUUUUAAAGAGAGGAUUAAAAAGACCCCAAGAAGAUGAAGUCUCAUCACCUGUUAACAAGGUUCGCCAUGUCUCAUUUGCAGAUCCAAUAUACCAAGCAGGAUUGGCAGAUGAUAUUGAUAGGAGGUCUAUUGUUAGGUCUCAUUCUUCAAUUAGUUCUCCCACAAUAAAAGGUGUUAAAACUUCACCUACUGCACAGUCUAAGCAUAAUACCACUUCAGCCAAAGGAUUUCUGUCCCCAGGAUCACGUAGCUCUAAAUUUAAGAGCUCAAAGAAGUGUUUAAUUACAGAAAUGGUCAAAGAAUCCAUGCUAUCCCCAACAGAAAGUGUUUACCCAGCUUUGGUGAACUGUGCAGCACCAGUGGACAUCAUUUUACCUCAGAUUACAUCAAACAUAUGGGCUAGAGGCCUAGGACAACUUAUCAGAGCCAAGAAUAUAAAAACAAUCGGUGAUUUGAGUACUCUCACGGCAUCUGAAAUAAAAGCUCUUCCUAUCCGUUCCCCGAAGGUGAUCAAUGUAAAGAAGGCUCUCAGAGUUUAUCAUGAGCAACAGGUGAAGUCUCGUGGACUUGAAGAGAUUCCAGUUUUUGACCUUUCUGACAAGGCAGUAAAUGGGAUAGAAAAUAAAUCUCUCUCAACUGAUGAAGAAAAACUAGCCUCAGAUUUGCUUGAUCCUGUACCUUUAGAAACUCCAUUAUCUAAAAAUCUUAUGGCACAAAUUAGUGCUCUUGCUCUUCAACUGAAUUCAGAAGAUCUCCACAGUUAUUCAGGAAGUCAGCUAUUUGAAAUGCAUGAGAAACUUGGUACUAUGGCAAACUUGAUAAUAAGAAAUCUACAAUCACGUUGGAAAUCAUCAGCUAAUGAAAAUUCUAUUUAAUAUUAUGUAAGAAAAUUGAAGUUUUAAAAAUAUCACUGAAUUUUUUAGUUACUGAAAUAAAAUUCUUAAAUACUGUUACUUUAGAAGAAGGUUCUACAAAGUUGGUAACAUUUUAAACCCUGCAGGGCAAUGACGUACGUACCAUUAUGUGAGUUUUAUCAGUUUGGUAGAUACGAUACCCCUGAUCACAUGCUUUCUUGGCCACUUUGUUUUUUCAAGAAAUUUAAGUGUCAUGACAAGAUUUUGAAAGCAAUUUAUUUCACACAUACUUAAAAAUUCCUCUUUUAGUGAAAUGUGAUAUUGGAGUAUUUUAUUUGGGUUUUACUGAAGUGAUAAAGGGGUUUAAACAUUUUCAAAAGUGACUCAUCCUUGUGCUUGGGUUUAAGUAGUUUUUUUUUGCUACUUUGGAACUUUCUCCCACAGAUUUCACCUUUGGAUAUUGAAAUAAAUACCAAAGGCUGAGCCUUUUGGUGGUUAAAAAUACUAUCACAGAUUUUACUAAUACUCCCUCUAUUUGCAUUAGCAAAUGUUUGGGCAGUAGCAUCUGCCUUUGAAAAUUUGCUUUGAUGGCACAUGGUAUAUAGAAAAUUUAUUCUUAUGAGGAGCAUGACCCUUUGUAUAUUAUGUACAGAUGACAUUGUUUUAAUUUAUAAAGUUUAGCUUUCAUCUACAGUGUGAGUUUUUCUGCAGCUUCUUGUGAAUACCUUGAUUCUGUGUAAUAGCAACAUUUUGUAUAUAAUACUGAAAUGCCAGUAUGGAGAGUGCUUCAUGGGCUUGCUGCAGAAAUGUAUAGGAUUCUGUAUGUACAAAUAAUGAGCAAAUAGGAUUGUACUUAGUUAAAACAUGAGUUUAUCUGACUGUUCAAAAUGGGUAAGAUUAUUGGAAUGAGAAAAUUGUUUCACAGCAGCUUUGCUAUUCGUGCCCUUACCUUUUUUUUCUUUUGGUUUGGAAAAGGAUGCCAGCCAUUAGAAAGUGUGCCUCAUUACAUUUCUUCUUAAUGGAGAGUUAGUCUGGAUAUUUUAUUACAAGUUGUAUUAUAAGAAGUCUAGAGAUUAUCUGUUAUUCGUAAUUACACCUAAAAGUUAACUUGAAAGAAAUUUGAAACAUAUAUAUAAAAUAUGUAUAUUAUAUAUAUGUUUUGCUCUGGUUUAAAACUAAUAGGCUAUAUAAUUAAAAUGUGUAAAAUUUACAUAAGUAUUUAGUGCCUGACUUCCUGUAUUUUUAAAUGAGAAUAUAUCCAGCUUGUUUCAAUAGAUAAGUGAUGCUAGUUUCACACUUAACUUAAACCCUACUUUGAACAAUAUACUUCUUCAUCAAGUCAGAAAUUUUAAUCAUGUCUAGUUUAAGGUCUCCUUUAUUUGGCAAGUUAGAUACCUCCUGCCAGCCUUGAAGAAAGUUGGUAUCUUUUUCAUAAUCCAUCAUCAUGUAUAUUUCUGGAUAUAAAUGUGAUAUUUAUAUACCAAGAGUGGUCUUAAAAAGGAGUUCUGGGAUUGUUGAAUCAAGAAUGUACUUUGAAGGCAUAACCAAUAAAGAAAAAAAAGCUACUGGUUUUUCAAAACAAUU
Dipodomys spectabilis (banner-tailed kangaroo rat) is the source of this 9068-nucleotide messenger RNA. It is a transcript of the gene Rif1, whose product is annotated as replication timing regulatory factor 1. NCBI's taxonomy places the organism in Eukaryota, Metazoa, Chordata, Mammalia, Rodentia, Heteromyidae. The record is from RefSeq and is a predicted model, not a curated record. Bases 111 to 7505 code for a protein of 2464 amino acids. Gene Ontology annotation, biological process: telomere maintenance. The transcript has 36 exons. Gene Ontology annotation, cellular component: nucleus.